Molecule: messenger RNA, 4076 nt
Organism: Paramuricea clavata
Lineage: Eukaryota; Metazoa; Cnidaria; Anthozoa; Malacalcyonacea; Plexauridae
Source: the annotation of a GenBank genome assembly
AUGCAAGGUGUCAUGCAGAAGCAUCAAAUAUCCUGGGAUAAUUGUGUUGGAGUUGGUGUUGACAACACCUCAGUUAAUAUGGGUUGUAACAAUUCCAUCAAGACAAGGGUUCUCCAACAAAACGGAGCCAUCUUCAUUAUGGGCUGCCCAUGUCACAUAGUUCACAAUACUGCAGGAAAAGCAGCAGAAGCGUGUGAAACUGUAAGUAUGGUAUGUUAAAUUGUGACCGCUCAGUUGGUUUAGCAUCCGACUAUGAAGCGGGAGGUCAUGGGUUCAAAUCCAGGCCGGACCAACACAAACGGUCUUAAAAUAAUUGAGGAAGAAGGUCCUGCCAUUGCUCUUAGACCUUUAAUUAUUCUCGAGCAAGGACGUUAAACCGUAGGUUAAGGCUUUCUACCAAAAUGUAACUACUUCUCUUUUAUUAAGGUUUCAAAAUUUAAUGUUGAAGAUCUUGUGAUAGACAUCUUCUUUUGGCAUGUCUGAGUGAAUAUUGCAGUUUUUGUGACAUCGACUACAGACCGAUUGUGAAACAUCUGAACACCAGAUGGCUUAGCUUAGAGCGAGCGGUUGGUCGUGUACUACUACAGUAUGAUGCUCUUAAGAGCUACUUUUUGUCUGAAGGUUUGUCUUUUCGCCUUCAGUUUUGACAUUUUAACUUAAUUUUCCUUGCACUGUUUAAUAUAACGAAACUCAUCCUGCUCUGUAUUUUUAUGUUUUUUAUACAGAGGACAAUUCAGCUCGGUUCACUAGGCUGCAUAUUUUGUUUGAGAAACCAAUGACAGAAGUGUACCUACUAUUCUAUAAAUCAGCACUACAAACCUUCAUCCACUUCAACUUGUUUCUGCAGAGAGAGGAUCCAGUUAUUCCUGUUAUUGACGAUGAAAUGAGCGCCUUCCUACGCAAACUAGCUUCCAAGUUUGUUAUUGUGCAAGAAAUUAGGAAUGUGAACGGGAAUUUCAGAGCAAUGGAUUUCAAAGAUCAGGACAACCAACUUUCUGGUAUAUAUAAUCAGUCUCGUCUCCGUUCAUUACUGUCUAAAAACAACUAAACAAAAAACCUAAUAGCUAGUUAACAUAAUCCUAUUAGGGCAAGUCUAAGCACCCGUUUCAACUACUUAACCAAACGUUAACUUUACACUUAUUACAGAUUUUAAAUUAUUUUUUCUGUUUAGAUAACCAACUGUUUGUUGGUUUUCUUACAAGAACGAAAUUGCGGGAACUCUUCAAUGAUGGAGACAUCAGUGAGCAUGACCAAGCUAAGUUUUAUAGAAGUGUUCGGGCGUUUUAUGAACAAGCUAUGGAGUAUGCCCUUUUAGAUCUUCCUCUGGAGGACGCACUGUUACAAAAUGCUGGAUUUGUGAAUUUUCAUGUCAGAGAGACAGCCACCUUUCAGCAAGUUGAUUAUUUUGUGGCGAGGUAAGUGUCGCUGUAUGUCGGUGUGUAUGCCUUUGAACAUAAACGACUUACAUUUAGGGACAAUUGGAAAACGUAUACUUGACGUAGUAAAAUUCUGCUAUUUUAACUUUGUUCCACUUAGAUUCGGUGAUCUGCUGCCAUUUCAGUCACCAAGAGAGAUGGAUGUUUUGUUGGAUGAAUUUGUCGAGUACCAACUUUUGCAAGAUGAUGACAUACCUUCUGACGUGUGGGACAAAGCCUCGAUUGUCAUAGAUGAUGACACUACAUACCACCGUAUGGAUAUCGUAUGGCAUCACAUUUCUACCUUAAAGGCUCCAGAUAGCAGAUUACGAUUCAGUCGUCUAUCAAAGGUUGCAAUGUUGGUACUUAUAAUCCCACACUCAAAUGCAGAAGAGGAGCGUGUCUUUUCAAUGGUUCGCAAGAACAAGACCGCGUUCCGGCCUGCCCUUGACCCCAAAGGCAUGCUCUCCAGCAUCCUGACGAUUAAACUCGCACACACCGAAGCAGCUCACCAGUUCGAGCCAAACAAAGAACUGCUUAAAACAGCCAAGUCCGCUACGAGGGUAUAUAACCUUGCACACUGUUCGAAAUGAAGUGUGUGAUAAGAAUACUCCUGUAUUGUUCAUUUUUUACAAUAAAACACACAUCUAUUUAGACUAAAAUAAUUUUAUAUUAUAUUGCUUAGCAGUUCUUAGAGUUAUUAAAAAAAUGCAAACUAGUGUGUUCUGACUCUCGAAUUCAGGUGGAAGGGUGGGUGUUGAACAAUUUUUUACGGUCAUGCAAUAUCGUUGUGAAUACCUCAUUUGACAACCACAGUUUAGCUUAUUGCAUAAUUGAUAAAAUAUCACCAUCUGGCAUAUUAAAGGCUCUCUGAUUCGGAUUAUGGACUAUUAAAAUAUUGUUUUGAAACCUAAAAAUAAUUACAAAAUGUGUUCUCAGAAUGCUGGAAAUGCCAUUUUAGACACCCUAAUUCUAAAAAUUUUUCGGGGGAGCAUGCCCCCGGUAUAGGCAGCUCGUGGCUUCGCCACGAGAUAUUUAAAUCAAUCUUGCGCACAAAAUCUGCAAAAGGUUGGCAGCUAUGGCAAUGUGUUGAUGACCUUUCAAAUCACUAAAAUACUAAUUUCGACCACGGCAACUAGGUGUAAUAACAUACCUGUUUCGCUGCUCUGGUUUUAUUCAAAUGAAUGCAGAGCCCAGUUGAAUAGACCUUUAUAAAAAGGUUGACGUCAGCAGGCUUGUGAUGUAGUUUGCGGAGGAAAUCCCGAAAGCUUAGAAUUGUUUAGUUGUUUUGAGUUUUUUAAAAGCCAUAAGAAACCAGUAUUAUGGUAAGUUUGAAGUAAAUUUUUCAAUAUAUAGGCCAAAUGAGUUUUCGUAUUUGUUGUAGUUUAAAUUUUAUUUGUUUUUUAUAUUAGAUUGUACAUUAUUUUUCUGUCAACAUUUAAGUUCUUUGUAUGAUUGCAUGGCGAUAAAAUAUAUAAUAGUUUUUGUUUGUGGAAACGCCACGUAAAUUUAUUACUGCAAAGCUUUCCAUCCUUAAGCCCGGAUCUUCAUCAGUGCUAAUAAUUAUUAACACUGAUGAAGAUCCGGGCUUACGGAUCGAAAGCUUUGCAGUAAUAAAUUUACGUCAUGUUUCCACAAACAAAACUAUUAUAUUUCGCAAAUUUUUUGCUCGGUUUGUUUACAUAUGUCGUUGCUAAAAAGUAUAAUUUUUCUUUUUUAUUUCUCAAAUGGAUCAGUUUAAUCAUCAGAAUGGCCCCAAUUAAGCUGUAGACAGGAAUACACAGGCUUAGUGAUCGUGCAAAGAGGUACAUAAGUGAAGUUAGAUUCUGCAACAACCCCUCGCCUACAUUUUCCAAACAUUGUUUCAACAUGAAGUAUUUGUAAUUACGCCAACACUGAACGCAGUAGGUGAAUAUAACAGCUUAUUUCACCUGUAGGUGAAUAUAACAGCUUAAUACGUCAAAUUUGACCAAUGAACGUGUAGGUAUAGGUUAUUUUGAGGCAACGAGGGGAUAUGUGAUUUAUUCACCGAGGCGCACAGCGCCGAGGUGAAUAAACACAUAUCCCCCAGGUGCCUCAAAAUAAGUACUUAUUUUUCACACUGCGAGGUCGUGUUAAAGAGUCAGAAUAGAAAUAAUUCUUAAUGCCAUAUUGCCUUCGCGAUGUUAUUUUUUCUCAUUUUUUGUGCUGCAAAGACAUUGCAGGUGAAUAUUAGAGGGGGUUAUUAAUUGCAGGUGAAUAUUAGAGGGGAUUAUUAAACGGAAAUUGAUUAGAGGGGAAUAUUGAAUAUAUUCCCCGACAAGAACAAAGGAAACCGAGCAGGGUGAAAAAUAAGAUUUGUUAUGUUCACUUGUGCAAAAAUACAAAUACAAUUUAUUGAAAAUCCCUUUACUUUGUAAGUGAGUUUGUGUACUUACCUUAUUUAUUCAAUUAUUCAUUUAUAUAGCAAAUAAAAGAAGCCCACAAAUCUCCAAAGAAGAAAAAAAUACAUUUCUUGCCCAGAGAAACCCAAGCUCUCAUGAAAGCUACGGAAGCAUUUUAUAAAGAAGGCAACUUUGAUCCUGACGCUAUUUGGCAAUGCAUUAAUAAUGAUGAAUCUUGUCAAAAAUUAAAAAUAACCGAGAAGUACGGUAAAAUGCAGCUGCUCAACAAAGUAAAGAG